GUCCUUUUGGUGAUGAUAUAGUACCGGUAGCUGAAAAUGCUUCUGCAGUGAGUUAAGAACAGUCCGUUGAUACAGUUGAGAAGUGUUAGAUGCGUUUCUGGUUGCCAUAUCUGCAUUAGCAAUAUGCCAGCCAUGUUGAAGCCAGGCCUACGCUGUCCAACCCUGGGCAGCGGACGUCUUCAGAGUCAGCUAGCAAUGUUGUAUAGCAUCCGUUCUUACAUGGUGGGUGUCAACAGGCAAAGGAAUAUCACCGAGUUAAACCUUAUGAUGAGAGGAUCACAGACCUCUUCCAAGCCAUCAAACCAAUACCACGCCCCUCUCAGCUAUCACACAUCAAGGUCUUUAGCCUCCCAAACAUCACCAACAUACCAAAAGAGGUUCCAAGAUCAGGGAUACUUUCAUUCUAUGUUCGGUAGCCAAUCAUUUCUUUCCAAUGCUUCUUCAAUUUCUUCUUCUUCCAUUUUAUCUUCUCCAUCAUUAUCCUCUUCCUCAUCAACAUCACGUUUCUUUUCUACCACCUCAUCAUCAUCAUUAUCAUCAUCAGGAGCAAGAGGGGCACCAGAUGGUACCCCCAAGUACACCAUGAGCUAUGUUCAGGGGAGCUUAGAACCACCCCUCAUGGGCAAGACUCUGGGCCAAUGCAUGGAUGACAUGGCAGAAAAGAAACCUGACCACGAUGCUUUCGUCUUUGUGGAGGAAGGAGUUCGUUGGACCUUUAGCCAGUUCAGAGAACAGGUUGACCGUUUGGCCGCUGGAUUCUUGGCCAUUGGUCUGAAGAAAGGAGACCGGAUAGGGAUAUGGGAUUCCAACACCUCAGAGUGGGUUCUGACUCAGUUUGCUGCUGCUAGGAUUGGGGCUAUUCUGGUCACCAUCAACCUAGCCUAUAGACCCAAUGAGCUGUACUACACUUUACAAAAGGCUGGUGUGAAGGCAAUAGUCUCGGCUCAGAACUUCAAGACCCAGAAUUAUUAUGAGAUGCUUUCCACUGUGUGUCCUGAACUGGCAACCUCAGCCCCAGGCAGACUAAGAAGUGAAAAAUUACCAAUGCUAGAAUCUAUCAUCAUGCUGGGAAAAGGGGAUUUCCCUGGUGCCCAUAUGUUUGAUGAUGUCAUUGACAUGGGAAACAUUGAGCACAAGCUCAUGGUUGAGGGCUAUGCAAAGACGGUGCAGUUUGAUGAUCCAGUCGCCAUUAUGUUCACCUCUGGUACCACUGGAAAUCCAAAAGGAGCGACUAUGACUCACCACAGAAUUGUUAACAAUGGCUACCACAUCGGCUGUAGAGUUGGCUAUGAUAAGGCAGAGCAUAUAAUGUGUCUACCUAUACCCCUCUACCACAUCUUUGCUUGUAUUGGAGGGCCACUUGUCGGUAUCACCCACGGAGUAACCAACGUCUACCCCACCUCUGGAUAUGAGCCCGUAGCUACCCUCAAAGCCAUCCAGGAUGAGAGAUGCACAUUUGUCUACGGCACACCCACCAUGUUCAUUGAUCUGAUGAGCCAGCCGACUUUUAAAGACACAGAUAUGAGCAGCGUCCAUAGUGGUAUCAUAGGAGGAGCACCAGUCUCUCCGGAAAUAAUCAGACAAAUGACCAAGGGCAUGGGCAUGAAAUAUGUUGCUGUUGGUUUUGGUAUGACGGAAGCUGGACCAAUGAUUGCUAUCGUUGAUGAGGAGGACCCACAAGAUAAACAAUUCAACACUAUUGGAAGACUCUGCCAGCAUAUGGAGGGCAAGGUAAUAGACCCUGAAACUGGUCAAAUUGUCCCUGUCGAUGUACCGGGUGAGCUCUGUGUCCGUGGUUACGCUAACAUGAUUGGUUACUGGGAGAACGAAGAGGCAACCAAGGCCAGUAUUGAUGCUACAAAGUGGUACCAUACAGGGGACAUGGCAACUAUGGAUGAAGAUGGGUACUGCCGCAUCAUUGGUCGGUUCAAGGAACUCAUCAUCAUGGGAGGCAGGAACAUCUACCCUGUGGAGAUAGAGAAGUACAUCUAUACACAUCCCAAAGUAGAAGAUGUACAUGUGAUUGGUAUACCUGAUGAUAGACUAGGUGAGAAGGUGGUGGCUUGCAUCCGAGUAAAGGCAGGAGAGGACCUCACAGAAGAAGACAUCAAAGAGUACUGUCAGGGAGAAAUUUCUCACUAUAAGAUCCCAAAACACGUCAUCUUCAUGGAGGCGGAGGCCUUCCCUAUGACGGUCAGCGGCAAGGUACAGAAGUUCAAGCUUCAGGAAACCAUCAGUGAACAAUUGAAAUGAGAUAAUAUCAACUUUAACACCAAAGGCCUCAAGAUUCCUUUCAUUCACUCAACUGCCCAGAUACUGCCACAAACAUCUCACUAUGAUAAGCUAUAGGAUUAUUCUAUAGCUAUUGUAAUGAUAUUUACUUGUUGUUAAUCUAGUAAACCCAUUAGCUAAGUACCUUGUUGUUCCUCAGGCAAGUGAAAUUCUGAAUUGUCAAAUUGGUCUUAAUUACUCUACUUGGGACUUUUGAUCUCAAUAUAUACAUGUAUAUUUUACAGAUACAUGUACAAAAUCUCUUCCUUUUUAUUGUGUCUUCUAUUCAAUAUCAUCUUACAUUCUAAACUAACUUCUGCUUUUUGUUGUUGAAAACACAUCAAGGAAUCUUCCAUUUUAAAGACACUGUCAGAAGUGAAAAUUUGAAUAGGUGAAUAAUAUAUCAACAGAAAGCUUAUAAGCCAUAGAUUACAAUAAUAUCAAUUAUAUGUUAUUUUAUUGUAUGUUAGAGGAGUAUCGCCUCUUUGAAAAUGGGAAGUUGUCGACAUAAAAGAAAGCUAAAAAUUUUAUAUCGAUUUGAUGACAUCAUCUCAAGUGUAGUAGGCA
Strongylocentrotus purpuratus (purple sea urchin) is the source of this 2838-nucleotide messenger RNA. Its product is annotated as medium-chain acyl-CoA ligase ACSF2, mitochondrial. Bases 124 to 2253 code for a protein of 709 amino acids. Gene Ontology annotation, molecular function: medium-chain fatty acid-CoA ligase activity. The record is from RefSeq and is a predicted model, not a curated record. Gene Ontology annotation, biological process: fatty acid metabolic process. NCBI's taxonomy places the organism in Eukaryota, Metazoa, Echinodermata, Echinoidea, Camarodonta, Strongylocentrotidae. The transcript is spliced from 13 exons.